CCAUCGUACGGUGCGAUUCUUGGUUUUCAUACGCUCUGAUCCUCGCGAACAAUACUUUUCUCGCUUAGAAUCCUUUCGGUCGAAAAAAGGAAAAAUGCGUCUGAUUACGGUUAAAUUUUUGCUGAUGGCAUUUUUCGCCUUCUCAACUAUUUUGCCAGCGAAUGCCCUGGAAUGCUACAGUUGUGUAGGAGAUGAAUGCCAUGUGGAAACGGUUCGGACGGUCUCUUGCACUCUUGAUGGCUCUUCGGCAUUUGUGUUGGAGACAAAUGCCGCUUUGAAUCGCUUUAGACGGUCUCUUCUUUCAGUGAUGCCAAGAGCAGCAGAAGACGAUACGGAAUCCACACCCGCAGAAUCUACAACGGACUCUUCGGCGGCUUCUUCUGCUACUGACUCUACAACCGUUUCGACCGCCACGGAUUCUACAGAAUCUUCAGCCACUGAAUCUACAACGGAGUCUCCUGCUACGGACUCUACCACAACGGUUUCUCCAACCCCUUCUUCGACAGCUUCAGCCAGCACGGAUUCUACAGCCACGGAAUCUUCAACCAGUGAAUCUACAACAGACUCUCCUGCUACUGACUCUACCACCCCGGAUUCUUCAUCCUCUUCCUCGACUGCUUCAGCCAGCACGGAUUCUACAGUCACGGAAUCUUCAACCACUGAAUCUACAACAAAUUCUCCUACUACUGACUCUACCACCACGGUUUCUUCUUCGACCACUUCUUACACUGACUCUACCACCACGGAUUCCACAACUACGGAUUCCACAACUACGGAUUCUUCAACCACGGAUUCUUCAACCACGGAUUCUACAACCACGGAUUCUACAGCCGCAGAUUCUACAACAACUGAUUCUACAAACUCUGAUUCUACAACAGAACCUUCAACAGAUUCUACAACUGACUCCACCACCACGGACUCAACAACCUCCUCUACAACCUCUUCUACAGCUUCUUCUACAGACACUGAUUCUUCAAGCUCUUCCACUGAAUCUACUACUGAUGCUACCACCAAUUCUUCUCCAGUGAGCUAUAAGCUUGCCGCCUGCUACAGUAUCUACAAAGACGGAGUGAUAAGCCGUGGCUGUGUUCAGGUGCCUGAUGGACAAGGUGCCUGCGAUGUUGUGAGAAAAGAUCUCGAGGUUACAGCAGACUCUGACGAUGAGUGUGAUAUCUGCUUGACAGAUCGGUGCAAUGGAAGCACUAGCCUGAAGGUCUCUCUAGGUGCCAUGGUUCUGCUCUUGACGAUGGGACUGAAAAACCUUCUCUAGGAGAUGGUGGCAGAUUAUUAUGUAUUAUGUAUAUAUUUGUUAGUAAUUUGUAUCCGUGUUUAAUUAAUAAACUG
Molecule: messenger RNA, 1344 nt
Organism: Drosophila subpulchrella
Lineage: Eukaryota; Metazoa; Arthropoda; Insecta; Diptera; Drosophilidae
Gene: Mur29B
Exons: 4
Coding region: 95-1270 (391 amino acids)
Source: RefSeq, a predicted model, not a curated record